Penicillium antarcticum is the source of this 2232-nucleotide messenger RNA. RefSeq lists its product as uncharacterized. Gene Ontology annotation, cellular component: membrane; endoplasmic reticulum. Bases 1 to 2232 code for a protein of 743 amino acids. The record is from RefSeq and is a predicted model, not a curated record. Gene Ontology annotation, biological process: protein O-linked glycosylation via mannose. The transcript has 4 exons. NCBI's taxonomy places the organism in Eukaryota, Fungi, Ascomycota, Eurotiomycetes, Eurotiales, Aspergillaceae. Gene Ontology annotation, molecular function: dolichyl-phosphate-mannose-protein mannosyltransferase activity.
AUGGCGGGACUAGACACUGCUGUGAGCACAGGCGCCAAACAUGACUCUGACCUGCGUCGGAGAAAUAUCCCUGUUACUGGCAACGGCAACUCUGCGCCUCUAACUGAGACAGCCGAUGAAGACACGAAGAAAUCCAGGCUCCAGUCCCCCUCAUUCCUCCAUGUGCUUGCUGGCUGGGAGCCGAUCAUUGCUCCUGUCAUUCUGACAGCUCUCGCCCUCUUUACUCGCCUGUAUCGAAUCGGUCGGUCCAACAUUGUUACGUGGGAUGAGGCUCACUUUGGUAAAUUCGGAUCCCACUACCUCAAACGCGAGUUCUACUUCGAUGUCCACCCGCCCCUGGGAAAGAUGCUAGUUGGACUGUCUGGCUACCUUGCUGGCUACAAUGGAUCUUUCGAGUUCAAAUCCGGCGAGAAAUAUCCAGAGGACGUGAACUACACCUUCAUGCGAGCUUUCAACGCUGCCUUUGGUAUCAUCUGUGUUCCCCUUGCCUACUACACUGCCCGGGAGUUAAACCUUCGCCGGGCCGCUGUAUGGCUGAUCAGUCUUAUGGUGCUAUUUGAGAACUCUUAUGCGACAAUCUCCCGGUUUAUCCUCCUUGACUCUAUGCUGCUCUGUUUCACAUUUACCACAACAAUGUGCUGGGCGAGGUUCCAUCGAUUGCAACGCGCUAGCUUCUCGCUAGAAUGGUACACUUGGCUUUGCCUAACUGGUUUGAGCAUCGGUUGUGUCUGCAGUGUUAAAUGGGUCGGUUUCUUCUGCACUGCUCUUGUGGGGUUGUAUACCAUUGAUGAUCUGUGGAAUAAAUUUGGCGAUCUGAAAAUGCCCCAGACUGUCCUUGCGAAGCAUCUGAUUACUCGCGUUGUGGGAUUGAUCGUGAUUCCAAUUUUGGUUUACAUGUUUUCUUUCUACCUGCACUUCUUGGUGCUAGCAAACAGUGGUCCAGGUGAUGCCCAGAUGAGCUCACUCUUCCAAGCCAACCUGCGAGGCACCGAGGUCGGCAGAGACAGUCCUCUUGAGCUUGCACUUGGAUCUCGUGUAACUCUGAAGAACAUGGGUUAUGGAGGAGGACUCUUGCACUCCCAUGUCCAGACCUUCCCGGAGGGAUCUAUGCAGCAGCAGGUUACCUGUUACCACCAUAAAGAUGCAAACAAUGAUUGGUUCAUCUAUCCUAAUCGGCAGGAACCUGACUAUGAUGCCACUGCUGAUCUGCGAUUUGUUGGCGACGGCGAUGUCAUUCGGCUUAUCCAUGGCCAGACUGGUCGCAACUUGCAUUCUCAUGCUAUCCCUGCACCAAUCACCAAGUCUCAUCAUGAAGUGUCUUCCUAUGGAAACAUCACGAUCGGAGACGACAAAGACCACUGGAAGGUUGAAGUCGUCGAUGAUGUUGCAUCAAGGGACCGGUCCCGAAUUAGAACCUUAACAACGGCAUUCCGGCUCCGUCAUCCAGUCCUAGGAUGCUAUCUACGGGCAGGAAACGUCAAUCUACCCCAAUGGGGCUUUAAGCAGAUUGAAACGACUUGUACCAAAGAGAACAAGCCUGGCGAUGUAUACACCCACUGGAACGUGGAGUCUCACACCAAUGAACGCCUGCCUCCUGGUGACCCCGGCUCCUAUAAAUCGCCCUUCUUGAAGGAUUUCAUCCAUCUGAAUGUGGCUAUGAUGACUUCCAACAAUGCUCUUGUCCCUGACCCCGAUAAGCAGGAUGAUUUGGCAUCCAAGUUCUGGCAAUGGCCAAUUCUGAAUGUUGGCCUGCGCAUGUGCUCUUGGGACGAUAAUGUGGUCAAGUACUAUCUUCUUGGAAAUCCAUUUGUCUACUGGGCAAGUACUGCUGGUCUUGGCGGGUUCGGUCUUCUCUUCCUUUGGUACGUUCUGCGCUGGCAGAGAGGGUUUAAAGACCUGAGCGAUGAGGAUAUCCGUCAUAUUCACUACUCUGGCUUGUACCCGGCCAUUGGAUGGGUGUUGCACUACCUUCCCUUCAUUAUCAUGGCGCGUGUCACUUACGUCCACCACUAUUACCCGGCUCUCUAUUACGCAAUCCUGACCUUCGGAUUCUGUGUUGAUUGGGUGACGCGCAGGAUGAACCCUAGAUUUGCUGCGGCAUUGUAUACCUCGCUCUAUGUGGUAAUCAUUGGGCUGUUCGUCCAUUUCCGAGCGAUUGUGUUUGGAAUGGAGGGCUCCAACCAGCAAUGGACUCACCUGCGUUGGUUGCCCGGAUGGAAAGUUUCGAACUAA